Messenger RNA from Olea europaea var. sylvestris, 1563 nucleotides. RefSeq names its product beta-glucosidase-like. The coding region runs from base 1 to 1347 and encodes 448 amino acids. The record is from RefSeq and is a predicted model, not a curated record. Lineage: Eukaryota; Viridiplantae; Streptophyta; Magnoliopsida; Lamiales; Oleaceae. Gene Ontology annotation, biological process: carbohydrate metabolic process. Gene Ontology annotation, molecular function: beta-glucosidase activity. The transcript has 10 exons.
AUGAACAAGAAUCUUGCCAGAUUUGAGGUACUCAUUCAUUUAAAUUUGUGUUUUAGGUGGAAAAUUAUCUUAUGGCACAAGGAAGGAAUUAAGUACUACAAUGACCUUAUAGAUGCACUCUUAGAUGAAGGAAUCAUUCCAUAUGCAACUAUCUAUCACUGGGAUAUUCCUGAAUGCUUGGACCAAGAGUAUGGCGGCUUCUUAAGCCCUGAAAUUGUAAAAGAUUUUAGUGAUUUUGCUGAGGUUUGCUUCUGCGAAUUCGGUGAUCGUGUGAAAUAUUGGAUAACAUUGAACGAGCCAUGGGCCUUUAGUUUACAAGGAUAUGUGCUAGGCUCUUUUCCCCCAGGUAGGGGUGCGACUACGCCGGAAUCUCUGAAAACGGAUUACUGUCGUCACAGAUGUCACGUGGCUCCAACUAUUUGCCCCAAUGGAAAUCCGGGCACAGAACCAUAUAUUGUGGCACAUAAUUUGAUACUUUCUCAUGCAGCAGCUGUUGAUAUAUACAGGCAAAAAUAUCAGGCACAUCAAGAAGGACGAAUAGGGAUCACAAAUGUCUCGUGCUGGUAUGAGCCUCUCACUGACACUCAAGCAGACAGAGACGCUGUUUCAAGGGCUCUCGAUUUUAUGCUAGGAUGGUUUUUAGCACCUAUAGUAACAGGUGAAUAUCCACAAAGUAUGAAAAAAAUAGUGGGAAGUCGUCUUCCCCAAUUUACACGAGAAGAGAAGGAAUUGGUAAAAGGAUCCUACGACUUUUUAGGAAUAAAUUAUUAUACGACUAAUUAUGUCAGCCACGAACCUUUACAGCCAGGUACUCCACCAAAUUAUAGAACAGACUGCCAGUGUAGAUAUACAACUGAACGUGACGGGAAGCUGAUUGGUCCAAAGGCUGGGUCAGACUGGCUCUACAUUGUUCCAUCUGGAAUUUACAAGCUUAUGCUUUAUAUAAAGAACACAUAUAAUAAUCCCAUCAUUUACAUCACAGAGAAUGGGGUGGAUGAAGAGAAUGAUACAUCCCUAACAGUUGCAGAUGCUUGCAAAGAUGAGACGAGGAUUAAGUAUCACAAUGACCAUCUAGUCUACGUUAAAAAAGCAAUGGAUGAUGGAGCAAAUGUGAAGGGUUAUUUCAUAUGGUCAAUGUUUGACAAUUUUGAAAUGGCUGCGGGAUACACUUCUAGAUUUGGCAUUAUCUAUGUAGACUACAGAAAUGGCCUUUACACAAGAUAUCCGAAAAACUCAGCUAAAUGGUGGAUGAAUUUUCUCGAUAAUAAGACUUUAAUUUCGUUGAAGAGACAAGCUCAGGAAAAUGAUGAAGGGCAUGGCUCUGUGAAAAAAACUAAGAAGCGCUGAAGGGUGAAAUAAUUAUUUGUUCUGAAGUGUCAUCUUGAAUAAUUGAUGCAUGCAUUUGUUCCUUUUAUUACCUUUUAAUUUAGUGUGAGGCUCUGAAAGCCAUGUUGCAACUUGUACUCUUCUUUUCAAAUAAAUGAAGCCCUUUGAGGCGCCUCUCUUGUAUUAAUUGUUUUAUGAAAUAAAAGAUUUGGACGUAAGGCAGUCACUCUAAAUAAA